AUGACCGAUCCAUCCGACGCCUGUGUGGCAUGUAGCUGGACACCUGACCAGCAAGAGCAGUGUUUCUAUACAAGCCACGUCAAGCUCUUCCACGCCGCAAGCAAGCGGGGCGUCUGGUGCAUCGGCUCCGACGUGAUUAUGAAAGAACGCCCCGACCAAGGCCCAAAGACCGAAGUCCAGACGCUGAAUUACCUGGCGAACUACCCCGAAAUUCCAGCUCCGAUUAUCCUUCGAGAUUGGGCCUGGGCUGAGUUGACAGAGGCCCAGAAAAUCGCCAUCGCAGACCAAGUUGUGGAUGUCCGCGAGAAGCUGCGAGAGCUCGCGUCGACGGCGAUGCAGGGCGUCGGCGGAGGUCCCUGUUACCCGGGCCUGCUCUUCUCCGACAGGGAACCACACGGACCGUUUCACUCUGACCUUGAGCUAAGGGGGGCUUUGAAUCUCAACAUCCAGGCUCGGGGUCUCCCUAAUCACGUCUUGGAGAAUCUGGGGAAGCUUCUACCCCAGUGCCGCCCAUAUGUUCUCACCCACUGCGAUCUGAACUUGGGAAAUAUCAUGGUUAAGGACGGCGCCUUGGUAGGCAUACUCGACUGGGAGUUUGCUGCCUAUUAUCCUGUUUGGUAUGAAUGCGUUUCGGCGUCUUGGAGGUGGACUGAGGAUGAUGCGGCGUGGAAAAGAAUGCUGCAAGAGCGAUUUAAUGCUCAUGGAGAUGGACAUGAAGAUGCGAAGAGUUUCUGGAUGGAUUUGCGUCGUUUGAGGAAGUUCCCUGAUUUGGAUGAAAAGGGCCAGGAGGUUUUGGAGAGGUUGUCUUCAGCAUAA
Molecule: messenger RNA, 816 nt
Organism: Aspergillus mulundensis
Lineage: Eukaryota; Fungi; Ascomycota; Eurotiomycetes; Eurotiales; Aspergillaceae
Exons: 2
Coding region: 1-816 (271 amino acids)
Source: RefSeq, a predicted model, not a curated record